AUGAGGUUGAAUCGACGCCAACGAAAUCCUCCUCCGGAAUCGCCCAUCUUCUCGAGUGAACGCUCCUUGGGAGUGGAGAGUGUAAACGAGGAAGGUACCAAGAGCACGUUUCAGGCUCGCAUCAUUGUCACGGAAGGAGGAUCCAACAUUGAUCCUGCCAUGAUUGAAGAGCCAUCGCAAGAAGCGGCUCUCGACACGACGAUUGCAUUGGAAGAAGCCAGUGAAUGUUCGGAUGGCAAUGAGCUUGUCAUUAUUACGAGCGCCGUGCUCGAGCCCGAUUCGGAGGAAGACGAAGAAACGGCGGUUGCGAUUGAAGAAGCGGCCCUGCAGCCAGUCUCCAACAAGAAGGAUGAACGUGAUCGUGGUAGGAUCCUCAAGGUCAUUACGGUGGUCUUGAUUCUGCUGGUAGCAGCAGUGAUUAUGGCGACAUUGCUGACUGGAGAUGACGAGAACAAGAGCGAAGCUUUGACGAGCAGUGGUGGAGAAGCAUUGGACAUGGUAUCCGAGACCAUGGCUCCAUCGUACGUUGACGAUGACAUGGAUGUGCAUGACGAGGAAGACCAUAUGAUUUAUGCAACCGCAGCUGUCACCGCAAGUCCGUCGAUGGAAUCCUCCUCCAUGAGCCCUACGAUGCAACCAACUUCUUCUUCUCCAUCUUUUUCUCCCUCCGUUCUUCCCUCGGAAUCGCCAAGCUCGCUUCCCUCACAGUCACCAAGCUCGUUUCCUUCCCUGAUGCCUUCCUCUGUUGAAACGGAAACUCCAACUUCUACCCCCACGGAAUCGUCGCAGCAAAUCUUUGUUUCCAUUUCCCAGACGUUGGUAGCCACCGAGGGACCCUCGACGGCAAAUGACGAAACGACUGACCCUCCUUUUGGCACCAGUACCUUUGGUACACGGACUUGA
Seminavis robusta is the source of this 903-nucleotide messenger RNA. The record is from the annotation of a GenBank genome assembly. Lineage: Eukaryota; Bacillariophyta; Bacillariophyceae; Naviculales; Naviculaceae.